AGCGGCCCCUGAAUUCAAAAUGAAUAAUACGAUGGACAAUUAAACGCCGUAAGUAUCAGUUCACCAUUAUUAUUCUCGUAUGUAGAAUAAAUUUCCACCAGGAAUUAUACGCUACAUUCGUUCCUGCGAUCAUCUUUGACAAUGGCAGCUGAACAUCCUAGGAUUACUGACGACGGUGUGAGCUUCGGCAAGAGUUAUGCCGUACUCAACCUAGACUUGAUGGCGAUUCUUAUAGAUGCUGUCAAGGAUACUGCAAAAGGGCAAGCUUUUAUUUCUAGCUGCACACGCUGGAAUGAUGCUGUUCACAAGAUACACCCGCGUCCGCCAGUCAUCUUCACGACUCUUUCCUUUAGCCCAGGGGAGCCGGAGCUGGCAGAAGAUGCCCCGUUUGGGAAAAUCAUCAGAAACUUCGGUUCCUUCAUCGCUGGAUCUUCGGCGGUGCAGAUAGCAUCCAAUUUCGAGGUUGACAGCAAAGAUAUUGUGCUCCAGAAAACUAGGUGUUACGGCGGCACAGGGAAUAGCCUCGAGCAGAUUUUGAAAGCACGGAAUAUUGACACCGUCAUAAUUUCUGGUUUGAGUCUCUCCGGAGUAGUGAUGAGUACGAUUUAUCGAUUAUUUGAUCUCGACUAUAAUAUUUACGUUAUCUCGGACAACGUGUUAGAACUUCCGCUGGAUCAGCACCAAGAAUAUUCUCGGGUCAUGUUGGGGAGCCUCUUACCGAAAAUGAACUUGAGGGUAAUUUCUGUCGAUUCGGCUUUGAGAGCUGUAGAGCGGAGUUUGGUGGACUGCGGUCCUGUUAUCAACUGAGACUGUUACAUUAGGUAUACCUGGCGUGUUUGCAGACGCAUA
Messenger RNA from Daldinia caldariorum, 849 nucleotides. RefSeq names its product Isochorismatase hydrolase. NCBI's taxonomy places the organism in Eukaryota, Fungi, Ascomycota, Sordariomycetes, Xylariales, Hypoxylaceae. Bases 142 to 807 code for a protein of 221 amino acids. The transcript has 2 exons. The record is from RefSeq and is a predicted model, not a curated record.